UCAAUUCUUUCUGCUUGUAAGAGCAACCAUCCAUUACCAUGGCUCGGCCUAAAUACGCCUUUCAUCUAUUUCUCUUUCUGCUCUUAUUUUGUCCUCUUGCUGCAUUCCCUCAGGGGCCGUCUGGGGCGUGGUUGAAUCAUGGUGGAGAUUUGUUCAACAGAAGAUUCGCAUCCAAGGAACGUAAGAUCAGCCCCGAAACAGUUCACAAACUGGCUUUGAAAUGGAAAUUCUACACAGGCGAUGACGUUUCUGCCACUCCAGCCAUCUUCAACGGAACCAUUUAUUUUCCAAGCAGGAACGGUAAUGUGUACGCGGUGAAAGAGGCAACUGGUUUUCUUGUAUGGGAGCAAAACGUGGGCAACGUAACAGGAUUCAAUGCUACUGGUCUUUCGGCUGGAGCUAGCUUUUCUAGGUCAACUCCCACCAUUGUCCAUGAUGCUGAUUUGCUUAUCACUGGAGUCUACGGCCCUGCUGCGGUCAUGGCUCUUAGAAGAAGCACCGGCGAGCUGAUGUGGUUGACUCGCUUGGAUCCUCACCCUGCAGCCGUUAUCACCAUGUCCGGUACUUACUACAACGGGAGUUUCUAUGUUGGCGUAUCUUCAGUGGAAGAAACUUACAGCAUUAACAAAUGCUGCGUAUUUCGUGGGAGCCUCGCGAGGUUAGAUGCUCGAAGUGGCCAUAUCUUGUGGCAGACCUAUAUGCUUCCAGAUAACAAUAACCAGAGAGGAGACUAUUCAGGAGCUGCUAUUUGGGGAAGCAGCCCCUCCAUUGAUCCACUGCGAAACCAUGUCUACGUCGCCACAGGAAACCUAUACUCCGCCCCUGAUCGUAUUGUUCAGUGCCGGCGUAGGCAGCUGAAUCGAACUGUGCCCAUUGAACCAGACCCAUGUAUUGAGACUGAGAAUCACUCUAACUCAAUGCUGGCCCUUGACUUGGAUUCCGGGAAUAUCACAUGGUACCAUCAAUUGGGAGGCUAUGAUGUUAGUAGCGGAGACUGUCUCAACGCUUCAGCCGCUCCUCCUUCUUGUCCUCCUCUGGGUGACGACCCAGAUACUGAUUUUGCAGAGGCACCCAUGGCUCUCACUAUAUCUCAUGCCAAUGGAACCAAACAAGACAUUGUUGUGGCUGUCCAAAAGAGCGGUAUUGCAUGGGCUCUGGACCGAGACAAUGGAAAUCUCGUUUGGUCUACGAAAGCUGGACCUGGUGGUGCAGCGGGAGGAGGAAUGUGGGGCUCAGCGACAGAUGAAGCAAGGGUUUACACCAACAUUGUGAACUCAGAUGGCAAGAAUUUCAGUCUGUUACCAUCAAAGAAGACGACGAGAGGCAGUGGGUGGGUGGCGAUGGACGCAAGCAACGGCAAAAUCUUAUGGUCCACAUUGGACCCUCAGAACUUAACGCUUGGACCAGUGAGUGUGGCAAAUGAUGUUAUGUUUGCAGGAUCCGCAGCCCCAGAUGGGUCUAUUUAUGGGAUUCAUGCAAAAACUGGUCACAUUCUCUGGUCCUUCGAAACUAACGCAACUGUUUAUGGAGGCGUAUCCAUCAACAAUGGCUGCAUCUACGUUGGUCAUGGUUAUAUUGUGGGCCUCGUCCCUUUCUUUACCAAGGGAACCCAUGUCUUUGCCUUCUGCCUCUGAAUAAAGAGGAAUCACGCUUACGUAGUUAGGUCCCGAAGAAUAAAUUAAAUAAAAGUAUUUUUAAAACGAAAACUCAAAUAUGAUCAAUGGGCAAAUAUAGAGGGCAUGAGAUUGAUUGCCUUCGGCUUGGGUCACAACACACAUAUUUAAAUAAUUACCGUUAUUAUUUGAGGCCAUAGUUUCUCAAACUUAAUUCCUUUUUUGCUUGCAAGAGAGCAACCACCCAUCCCCAUGGCACCUAUAAAGAACGCCUCUCAUCUAUUUAUUUGUUUGCCGUUAUUUUGUCCUCUAGCAGUAAUAUUAUCUCAGGAA
Messenger RNA from Neltuma alba, 1946 nucleotides. Its product is annotated as polyvinylalcohol dehydrogenase-like. The coding region runs from base 39 to 1634 and encodes 531 amino acids. The record is from RefSeq and is a predicted model, not a curated record. The transcript has 4 exons. Lineage: Eukaryota; Viridiplantae; Streptophyta; Magnoliopsida; Fabales; Fabaceae.